Molecule: messenger RNA, 4599 nt
Organism: Canis lupus familiaris (dog)
Lineage: Eukaryota; Metazoa; Chordata; Mammalia; Carnivora; Canidae
Gene: USP22
Product: ubiquitin specific peptidase 22
Exons: 13
Coding region: 1-1578 (525 amino acids)
Biological process (GO): protein deubiquitination
Molecular function (GO): cysteine-type deubiquitinase activity; zinc ion binding
Source: RefSeq, a predicted model, not a curated record
AUGGUCUCCCGGCCCGAGCCGGAGAGCGAGGCCAUGGACGCGGAGCUGGUGGUGACGCCGCCGGGCUGCUCGCACCUGAGCAGCUUCAAGGUGGACAACUGGAAGCAGAACCUGCGGGCCAUCUACCAGUGCUUCGUGUGGAGCGGCACGGCGGAGGCCCGCAAGCGCAAGGCCAAGUCAUGCGUCUGUCACGUUUGUGGUGUUCACCUGAACAGGCUCCACUCCUGCCUGCACUGUGUCUUCUUUGGCUGCUUCACAAAGAAACAUAUUCAUGAACAUGCGAAGUCCAAGCGGCACAACCUGGCCAUAGAACUUAUGUAUGGAGGCAUCUACUGCUUUUUGUGUCAGGACUACAUAUAUGACAAAGAUAUAGAAAUCAUUGCCAAAGAGGAACAGCGGAAAGCUUGGAAAAUGCAAGGUGUUGGGGAGAAGUUUUCAACUUGGGAGCCAACCAAACGAGAGCUUGAACUGCUGAAACACAACCCGAAAAGGCGAAAGAUCACCUCCAACUGCACCAUAGGUCUGCGGGGACUGAUCAACCUUGGAAACACGUGCUUCAUGAACUGCAUCGUCCAGGCUCUCACCCACACGCCACUUCUGCGAGAUUUCUUCCUCUCCGACAGGCACCGGUGUGAGAUGCAGAGCCCCAGCUCAUGUCUGGUCUGUGAGAUGUCGUCACUUUUUCAGGAGUUUUACUCGGGGCACCGCUCCCCCCAUAUCCCGUACAAGUUGCUGCACCUGGUGUGGACUCACGCGCGGCACCUGGCGGGGUACGAGCAGCAGGAUGCGCACGAGUUCCUCAUCGCAGCCCUGGACGUCCUGCACCGACACUGCAAAGGUGACGAUAAUGGGAAGAAGGCCAACAACCCCAAUCACUGCAACUGCAUCAUAGAUCAAAUCUUCACGGGCGGGCUGCAGUCGGACGUCACCUGCCAAGUCUGCCAUGGAGUCUCUACCACCAUAGACCCCUUCUGGGACAUCAGUUUAGAUCUGCCUGGCUCUUCCACCCCGUUUUGGCCCCUGAGCCCAGGGAGUGAAGGCAGCGUGGUGAAUGGGGAAAGCCAUGUAGCAGGAACCACUACGCUUACGGACUGCUUGAGGAGGUUUACCAGACCAGAGCACUUAGGAAGCAGUGCCAAGAUCAAGUGUAGUGGCUGCCAUAGCUACCAGGAGUCCACCAAGCAGCUCACCAUGAAGAAACUGCCCAUUGUAGCCUGUUUUCAUCUCAAACGAUUUGAACACUCGGCCAAGCUGAGGCGGAAGAUCACCACAUACGUGUCAUUCCCCCUGGAACUGGACAUGACCCCCUUCAUGGCAUCCAGCAAAGAGAGCAGGAUGAAUGGACAGUACCAGCAGCCAACGGAUAGUCUCAACAAUGACAAUAAGUACUCCUUGUUUGCCGUAGUUAACCACCAGGGGACCCUGGAGAGUGGCCACUACACCAGCUUCAUUCGGCAGCACAAGGACCAGUGGUUCAAAUGUGACGAUGCCAUCAUCACCAAGGCCAGCAUUGAGGACGUGCUGGACAGUGAGGGAUACCUGCUGUUCUACCACAAACAGUUCCUGGAGUAUGAGUAGCCUUAUCUGCAGUUGGUUUGAAAACAAUGAAGGCGAUCAGUUGGCUAGCCUCACAGAAUGAUCCCCAUUCUCCCCGUCAUGAAGCCACCACCCACACAGAAGUGCCCCCCGAGAACAUCGGAUUCCUCUGUGGUCUGGGCCCCACCACAGCCACAAUUGGUGCCUGGGCUCGUGCCGUCUGCAUGGACAAGCGCUGUGCUUGGAACCAGGCUCCAGGACCCGCAUGACAGAAGCAGCCAAAUGGCAGGCGCGCUGUGUGCGGGACUGGGCACCUUUGAUGUGUCACUGGCUCUGCUCCGGUGCCCCUCGAGACCACAUGGGGGAGAGUGGGGGUGGGGGGAGGGGGGAGCGGGACUGGUCCCGGUGCUUACACUCGGUGGUGCAGUUUAACAAGGCGCCGGCCUGGUUGAGAGUCAUGGGUCCAUUAAAGCAGCGAAGUACAGGAGCCACAGACAUCGUGUAAGGACAGAGGACUCCACAAAGCAUCUUUCUCUGUGAGUUUAGUAUUAAAUACAUACAGCGUGGAGCUCUUAACCUCCGCCUUGUCCCCGAGCCUGUGGAACAGAAGACACUAACGGGUUUCCAAGCACGUCUGUUCCACAAAUAACUUAGCAUCAAACUGCAUGUGGAAGCGUCAGCCCAGGUGUUCUCUCUUGUUUUUUUUUAGAAAUAGACAUUUUCUGAGCUCUCUCCCCUUUUCUCUCUUUUUCCACAAUGGUGAUUUUCAUAAACGUAAUGGUAGUAACGUGAAUGAAUUAUUGAAUUUAUACUGAAAUUUAUUAGAUUGUUUUCCUUUAUUCUCGAGAGUGAAUCUUGCUUUUUGAUCGGUGGUGGUUUUGUUGCUCCCCUUCCCUUUCGAAGCAUCGAUGUCCUGGUUAAGACGGGUGCAGCGGACAAGAGUCAGGCUGAGGCUAACAGGUAUCUCCUAGGAAUCUUUGGAGUGAAUGAAGGGUCCAGUGGCUUCAUUGUCCCCUUCCUCCUAUUUGCUUCCUGGCCACCUGUCCCACUCACUGUCCCUGUCGUUGCAUGGCGGCUCAUGUGUGGGAGGGAAGCCGGGGUGGCUUCCAGCGGAGUCUGCAUGCCAGUGCUGUUGCCUCUGCUUUACCUUUGAUGUUGGUUAAACCAUAGUGGGGAGAUGGCUUUGUGAUGAGCCGGUCAGAAGAGGGAGGAGCCGCCUGGGGAGAUGGAACAGUUUGCAGUGUUCCUUGUAAGAUAUCUUGCAUGCAUCUGUCUGGUCACACCCACACGUAGAUUGUCCAUUUCUGAGAACUUAACCCAGAGAUGUAAGGGAGGAGAAACUGCUUUACUGUAGUUCUUAGAACACGCACUGCUUGCCCUGGGAGCCCCUCUGUUUCAGGCUCACCACAAAUUUUUUUUUUUUUUUUUGUAAAGAGCCAGAGAGUAAAUAUUUGAGGCUUUCUGGGCCAUGUGGUCUCUGUCGUAGUUAAUACAUAAACAGAUGAGCAUGGGUGUGUUCUAAUAAAACUUUUUGUGGAUACUGAAAUUUGAUAAUUUUCACAUAUCAUGGAUUUUUUUCCCCCCUAUUUAAAAAUGUGCUAACUAUUCUUAGCUGGUAGGCCAUACAAAAAUAGUGCUCCUAAUCUGGCUCACUAGCUGGUCAGGUUAGGAGGUGGGUAGGAGCAGCAGCAGCUGGGUAGUUAUUGCUCAAUGUGGAAGACGCUAGAAUACAUGAAACAACGAUCCAUAGCUGCAGCAGCAUCAUAUAUGACAAAGUCCUUAGUGAUGCAGCUUUUAAAGUACUUGCUCAGUUCAGGCUCAAUGUGUUUCUGCAUUUUAGGAAUAUGCAUUUUAAGAUCGUCAUCAUCAGAAAUAUGGGUGGGUGCUGGUUUUCAAACCCCACAUGCCUGAGCCAUGUGUGUGUGUUUGAGAGAGACUUGGAGAUUUCUUUUUGGGAGAGCCAUUGCCUUUUCUUAAGAAGCAAAAAGAGGAGCUGACUAAAGCUGACCUGCAGAGUUCUGAGCCAUGAACUUUGCUACCUUGUGACCUGGCUCUACUGGAUUGUCCUGGGUUUUCUGAUAGGUUCCCUGUGGUCAGCCGGCCCUGCUUCCCACAUCUGUUUCUGCUUAUGUUCAGGAGGGUUCAGCUGUUCCAAGAGCAUGAAGUCUGAGGACAGUGAGGCCACGUUUAUCUUUUGUAGACAGGAUUUUAAUAAAUGUUUAUAUCCAGAUUCAUUCUCGUUAUUCCCUGUUGGCACUAGGGUUCCAACUAGUCACCUGUCUGUGUGCCACUGGGAAGCUCCCAUGACUGCAGGCACCAUGGGCAGUGCUGCCAGCAGGACAUCCUGCCACCGCCAAGUGUGCUGGGAUUUACCUUGUUACCAACAAAAUACUCUGAUGGGCCUGGAGUUUUUCUCUUGCUCCCAAGCCAGUUAUUCGAUUCAGGAAAAUGGCUUCCUUGUUUCCUAGUAACCACCCCUGUGUAUGUGUUCAGGUCAUUACCAAGUGCAUCUGACACUAAGGGAUCAUUGGGUGAGCCUCUCCUGCACUCCCUCCAGUGGUUUUAAAAUAAGCUGUAUUUCUGAGAUCUUGGCUAUCACUUCAGUGCUUCACAGUGAAACUGGGCUUUUUUUUCCUCUUCUGAGGUCUGAAGUGAGUUCUGAGCAGCGUCUGUGCUGGGAGAGUGGGGGCGAGCUAGGGCCGGGGGUGGGCAGCCCGAGCAGCCGGGCCUCCUCUCCAGGGCGCGGGAUCGCCCAGGCCUCCUUCCUGCGGCAGCGCCCCCACCCCCACAACACAUAGCCCCGUGCUGUUGUCCUUUGGCUUGGUGUGUAUGCUUUCCUUGGGUAAAAUGGCCGUUCUUUUGACAAUUCAAGUGACUGUUUUGUUUACUAUAACCUUGAAAACAAAAACUGUAAGAAAAGAUUCCAAUGAUCGUGCUGUGGAUUUUAUUACCAAGAUGUUUACACCUCCCUUUUACCUGUCAUUUUGAGGAACUGUCGAAUCUUCUCCCUUAAUGGCUUGUAGUCUUUCCUAUGUCAUAAUAAAGCAACAUUUUCUCUGAAAA